Brienomyrus brachyistius is the source of this 638-nucleotide messenger RNA. RefSeq names its product thyroid hormone responsive (gene thrsp). The coding region runs from base 92 to 502 and encodes 136 amino acids. Gene Ontology annotation, cellular component: cytosol. Lineage: Eukaryota; Metazoa; Chordata; Actinopteri; Osteoglossiformes; Mormyridae. The record is from RefSeq and is a predicted model, not a curated record. The transcript has a single exon. Gene Ontology annotation, biological process: regulation of lipid biosynthetic process.
CUCUGUCUAGGUCCUGCACUGCAACCAGGCCUCGGUUCAAAACAUCAACCUGCUACCACUUGUCCUACCCAACAUCGAAACACCAGGUAGCAUGCAGUCCGCCGAGGGCAAGUUGGCCAGGAGCUGCGUGCUCCAGGCGCUGAGGUGCUACAGCACUGCAGUGCAGGACAUGGAGCAGACAGUCAUGCUGCCCAGCCUACUGCGGGAGGUGCUUUGUGAGGAGGAUCCGGACCAGGCAGCAGCAGACGGCGACCUCUACGAGUGCUAUCUUAGGCUCAAGGCCAUCCAGGCCGUGGUGGAGAGUGGCCUAGUGCUCGUGGACGACCACAGAGUCAAGGCCCACCAAGCCCUCGACAGAACACUGGAGCCGCUGCUGGAGACAGAACCAGAGGCUGUCUUCCAUUUCCACCUGAAGGGGCUCCUCUCAGUCAUGGGCAACCUCACCAAGAAGUCGCAGGCUGUCACUGCAAAAUACCUGGACAUUGUGGGACUCACAAACUAGGAUGACCCAAGAAAGCCUGAGGAGAAGAACCUUGGAAGUGAUCCAUUAGUGUAAUUUGAAACAGGUUCUUGAAUAUAUUAGAAGGAUAACAACAGCUGCUCCUAUCAGACUGAAUAAAGGUGCUUUGGGGAAUAAA